AUGUCGUCUCGAUUCCCCCCUUCAUCAGGGUUCAACUCCCGUGACCGCUCUCCACCGCGCUUCGGGGACCGUCGCGCACCUGCCGGUCCCCGUGGCCCCGAUGACGGGAGUCCAUCUUUUGACAGGGAGCCUCCUCGUGGCCCUCGCGCUCUGGUUGACUCUCCUCGAGGGGGUUUCGGUGGUGGCCGCGGACGCGGCUAUGGCCGUGGUGACUUUAGAGACCGUGACCGUGACCGAGACAUGCGAGACCGCGACCGCGACCGCGACUUUCGAGACAAUCGCGAUGCACCCCCAUUCCGCCGCGACAUGGACCGGGACUGGGGUCGCCGCGACCGUAACUUCGACCCUCGAGAUGCGCCCCGAAUGGGCUUUGGCCGCGGCCGAUCACGUUCCCCUACACGCGACUUUCGUGACCUGAGAGAUCCCCCCGGACGAGACUUCGACUUGGUUCGCAUGCGACGCAAUUCCCGUGAUAGUUUAUUAUCGGCUUCAUCAGGCGGCCCCGACGGUCCGCCCUCUAGUGGCGGUCACCCACGCGGUGGGUCUUUGCGAGGACGUGGACGUGGGGACUGGGAAGGAGGCCGAGGUCGAGGCCGUCCAACAUACAUGGAUGACCGAGAACCGCCAUUCCGACGAAGGAGUCGUUCCCGUGAUGUAUGGCGAGAUCGGGGUCGGGAUCGUCUGGCUGAUCGUGACCGAGAGCGCGAGAUGGAUCGCGAUCGUUUGCUCGACCGAGAGCGCGACCGGGAUAUUCGCGAGAGAGAUCGAGAUCGGGAUCGCGACCCAGAUCGACGGGACCGAUUUGACCGACGGGAUGACUGGGAUUCUCGGCGCCCCGAUCGUGAAGAUCGGGAACGACCUUUAGAGCCCUGGAAGCGGGAACGACCCCCGAGCCGAGCCUCUAGUCGUGGUCCGAUCAGCUUGAUCAAUUCUUCGAACCCCAAUACCAUGCCAUUACCAACAGGGCCUCCUACGCAGGACCGAUUGCCAGACCAGACCUUCUUAGAUCAGGCCCGAAAAGCAUCAAUCGUCUCCGGCCCAGUCGGGAUCGAAACUCGACGUGAUAGCGAACGCUCGGAGCCUGCCCCUCUUCGCCCUGAAGCUCCCAAAGAUCUGGAACCCAUUGCCCAACACUCACCUCCUCCGUCCGCUCCUCAGGUUCCUGCUUUUGGCUCCGUAUCCGCCCCCAUCCUGCCUGCGCCGGCAGACAAAGGUCCAUCCGAAGGGCGGCCGACCAAUGAUUCUUUCACAUUAAUUGAAAAAGAUCGAACAGAUGGACCACGCCGUCCAUCAUUGCAGCCUCCAACGGGACCGAGGGCUGAGCGAGUCGAACGGUCCCCAGAUCCUACUUUCUAUUCCUCGGAUGGCGGCCACCAGCAAGAUGAACCAAUCCGUGCCUCCCAAUCAUCUACUCACCUCUCGGACCGAUCUCCACCAACAGCUCCAGCAGCCAUGGUCAAGCGUGAUUCUAUUUCUGGCCCUGGCGAAACACAGAGAAUGACGAAGCCGACCUCAAUGAACAUGUCUCCCACCUUUGCACGACUUCCCCCACCGGGCUUGCGAGCCCCAUCCAGGGAAACCUCCAUCUCCCCAAGAAUGCAGUCAUCGACGAUCCCCACGGGUCCACGGGCGUACCAAGCAAGGCCGGCCGCUUCACCGAGGGGACCGAAUAAAGCUAACAAACCGUGGGCUCAACCAAACCCCAGCCGUGUGCCAUCUGUCUCGAUUUUGCCCCCCAAGAGGGAUGCCGAUGAAUAUGAUGGCCCUCUUCCAGUCGACAACAAACCCCUUCAAAGUCACCGACCAAGCUCGCCGCCCCAGGGGCAUGAACAGGAGACUCACAAGAUGGCCACCGACGACACUGAAAAGCCUGCUUCUCCAAGUUCACCUUCCAUGAAGCUUCCCAUCCGUACCAGUCCGGCGCCGAUGCCGGUUCCUACUGUGGAGGCUCUAAAGAAAGGAGAUUCACAACAGGGUGAGAACCAAGACUCUGCUCCAAUUCCCGACUUUGGGCAAUCAAGUGAAGAAGAGGAAGAAGAGAAUGUGGUUUUCAAUCAAGAAUACCUGGAGGAGCGAAAGCAGAUUUUUGAACGAGACAUGCAGCUCCUGCGAGCCGAGAUGCCGCCACCCCCUCUAGAGGAUCCCACCAUUGUGUCUCUAUUGCUUCGAAUUCAAUUGCUGGGCAUGCUAGCUCACGGAGAGGGACAGCAGCAGCAGCAGCCGCCACCAGUUCCGCUUCCGCUUCCAUCAGUCGAGCAGGAAGAUGCUUCAAAUGCUUCAGGUAAUGAGCGUGUGGUAACUUUUGACCCAUACCCCAAACCGGAGCAGCACGAGCCUGAGCCUCAUGCAGAGGUUGUCAUUCCGCCCGCAGAGUUGCAUCCUGAAAUCACGAUUGAGAGUUUACCUUUUCUGAACUCUGGCCCUCCCACUCCUCUAUCCGAGUUGGAAGUAUGCCAAGAAAAUGGUUCAAUUCACGAGCGACUCAGAAACACCUUCUGCAGCGAGCUUUCCAAGAAACAGAAGGAAAUCGCGAAGAAGAAUGCCGUGCUUCGGGAAGAAUACAUGUCUUAUUACAAGCCCUGGCGUUUGGCGAUCUGGGAAUUGGAUCGCUUCAAGGACAAGAAGCCCAUGACUCCGGGCCCACCAUCGCCACCUGCCCCUCCCGCUCCUGUGUCCCCUGCACCCACCCAAGAAGGACGCGAGAGUCGACGAUACAAGGGUAAUAGUGAGCUUGACUUCCUCAAUGCACUGAGAGCUUCCGAAAUUUCUGCACAAGAGGAGCUAGAACGACGCAGAACCAAAAUGGCGACUGCUCGCCCUGACCUGAGCCGCGAGGCAAUCAUUCCAGAUAUGCUGGAGCGUGAAGAGGAGAUUGCGCGCAUCUACAAAGAUGUAAACAACGUCGUCGAAGCCCGUCAUGCCUUGGAUGUCUUUGGCUUUAUACCUCCACGAAACGAUUUCACUGAAAAGGAACACGAGAUCUUCACCAAUGCCUUUAUGGCGCACCCCAAGAAAUGGGGUAAGAUUGCCGAGUCUUUGCCUGGUCGUACAUUCAAGCAGUGUAUCAUCCACUACUAUCUCACCAAGGAAGAGAUCAAGUACAAAGCGAAGCUCAACAAGCGGUGGAGCCGUCGCGGCAGAGGGAAACAGAAGUCCACCCGGCCUAAAUCCAAUGCCCUCAUAGCCGAUUUGGGUGUAGUCAAGCCAGACUUUGAUGGUGAGGAGGAGCCUGCUCCUGUGACCGACACUGGACGUCCAAGACGUGCAGCAGCUCCGACUUUUGGUGAGUAUAAUGAACCCGAAGGUUCUGUCACCGGACGCCGAGGCCAGAUAAGCAAGGAUGGCGAACUCAUUGAGAAGCCUGCAUCUAGGCGCGGUGGUCGAACGGCUGGAGGCACUCGGGGCCAACGCCGUGGGAGGACUACCCAGCCAGAUCAGAAAUCACAGGGACCAACUCCGCAAAGCACUACCCCCAUUACUGUCAUGCCACAGAUGGAUCUUAAUGCGGAUGUGAUGGUAGAGAGUAUCAUGCCCCAGGACCGAGAGCUCAUCGAAAAGGAACUCAACCCGCAAAUGUCGCGUGCCAGGACAAUCCGGGGGAGAGCUAAGGAGGGUAUGUACGUCUUCGAUACAACUGAAGCGGAGACUAUCAUGCCAGCGAAACCGAUGGAGACUGGAUAUGGAGGUAUGCAACCGACCAGCUACUGGUCUGUACCGGAACAACGUGAUUUCCCUCGGUUGCUCGCACACUUUGGACGUGACUUUGAGGGGAUUUCGAACUUCAUGAAGACCAAGACAACGGUUAUGGUACGUUUAUCGUCUUUGAAUCCGUUAUGGGGCCUUUCUCAUGCUAACCGAGAAAUGCAGGUAAAAAAUUACUACCAGCGCCGGCUUGAUUCGGGGCAAAAAGAUUUCGAGGAGACUCUCCUGAUUGCCGAGGAAAAGAAAGCUCGCGGCGAGCCAACUGGUGCUUUGCCAGUGCCCACCUCUGCACCCAAACGCCGAUAUGAGGCCACACCUUCAGCCAUUGUUCCUCGUCCUCUUGCUCCCCAUGGGGAUUUGAUGACCGAGACCGACGAGGCACGGUUUUCGUCCAAGGGCAAGCCUCUCGCUAUGUCACCUCAGCCCAUGCCUCUUCAUGGUCGACCUAUGUCUGACAGCGAAAGGGGCCCGAGCCGCUACCCGGCUCUUGCGCAAGCAUCUAACGCUGGUCCAGUGCCGGGCGUGGCUUCUACUCUUAGCGAGGAUGCCUCUCGGGCGAUGCGCGCUCAGCCCGGUGCAGCCCAUCGGGUACAAGGACCGCGUCUUGGGUACUUCACUGAAGACCGCCGGGAUUCUAUGAUGGGGCACUCAAAUUCUCGAGCUCAAGACAUGCAAAUCCUGUCGCGACAUAACCCGGGGGCACCUAUGCCACCAGACUUGGCCCGUAUGGAUCCUCUAUCCGCUCAGGGCUACAUGUCUACCCAACAACCGCCAUCCCUCCUUCCUCCGUCGCAUUCACGCCACCCGAGUCUGACUCAAGCGCCGGGAUCACCGACACAACUUGCUCGGCCCGAGCUCGAUAUUUCUUCUGUUCACCGUGACCCCUUCGGUCAGAGACAAUACUAUCAGCUUCCCGGCCAGCCAGUUGGCCUCGCUCAAUCACCACGGCCUGUUCUAUCCCCCGUCAAAGACUCUCCUCGCCCGAGCGUCACUCCGAUUCCGGAGCCAACCUCUCGCCAGGUUCCAGCGAAGCGCUCCAACAUCAUGAGCAUUCUCAAUGACGAGCCGGAGGAUCCCCAACCACGGAAGCGGUUCGCUAGUGAACAGACAACUUCUGUCCCUGUUUCUAGCUCCUCUGUAUCGAGAUCCACGUACCAACAUGCUGGCCCUGCUCGCCCUGACGAGGCGCUCAUUUCAAGUGCUGGGCCAAAGCCAUUAAGCUAUUCUCAACAGAAUCAAUAUGUAACACCUUCGCGCGGUUAUCCGGAAUACUCGAACUACGGGCCUCCCGGAGGAGCAUCAGGGGCAUCAGCGAACAAUGAUUGGAUGGCACGGUUUGAUCCUCGGGCACAACAAGCUGGCCCGCCCUCACAAUCACAACCCCCGCCGCCGCCGCUAAGUGGUCGUGCAUCGACAUCAGUAGCUCCUCAGAGCUCCUUCUCGCCCUACACAUCCGCUCCAUCGCAGCCGUCAGCUUCAUUGGGCAACCGCUCCGCUCCCUCACCCGCUCCAACACCGCCGCCGUCUUCCCAACGUUCCUCUUACCCCAAUGUCUUCUCGCAGCCCGCUCCUGCACCAUCUGGAUCUCGUGAUAUGCCCUCCCAGUCAUCUGUCUAUCGCCCAAGUUCUCCUCCAUCGCGGGCUAGCAGUGUUGCUUUUGGCUCCCGACAGGAACAAUCGACGCCUGUCCAGUCUUCGGCCAACCUAUUUGGCCUCACACCCCGCCAGUCAGCCUCGCAGUCCUCUUAUGCGCCGGCCGCGCCAUCCACUCCCGCUUCAUCACAAGCGCACAACCAGAGCUAUCAGCAACACGUGCAGACCAUGGUCAAUGGCUCACACCAAUCGCACCGCUCGACCCCUGUCGGCCUGGCUGGCGGGCCUCCUCAGUAUGGACAUAGCACUCCUCCACCCCAGGCACAGGGCGGCCGAUCAAUGCCGUCACUUGCGACUCUCGGUCGCUCAUACACUCCACCUGCAGUGAUGCACCCUCCUGGGAGCGGGAUGGGCUAUGCGCCACCUCCGCCGGCGACAUCAGGCCCGAUUCCGCCCCUUCAACGGACAUCCGGUCCAGGCUCGCUGGGCGAGCCUCCGUCCGCGCCGACGCAUCAUCGUGUCUACAGUCAAGGGUCGUCACAAGGUGGAAUGCCAGGGUCGUUGCAUCCACCUUCGCAACCGCCUCGCUAA
Penicillium atrosanguineum is the source of this 5886-nucleotide messenger RNA. Its product is annotated as MYB DNA-binding domain protein. Lineage: Eukaryota; Fungi; Ascomycota; Eurotiomycetes; Eurotiales; Aspergillaceae. Gene Ontology annotation, cellular component: Set3 complex. Bases 1 to 5886 code for a protein of 1961 amino acids. Gene Ontology annotation, biological process: regulation of transcription by RNA polymerase II. The record is from RefSeq and is a predicted model, not a curated record. The transcript has a single exon.